This is a messenger RNA of Pieris brassicae (large cabbage white), 6055 nucleotides long. RefSeq names its product transmembrane protein 64. The transcript is spliced from 3 exons. The record is from RefSeq and is a predicted model, not a curated record. NCBI's taxonomy places the organism in Eukaryota, Metazoa, Arthropoda, Insecta, Lepidoptera, Pieridae. The coding region runs from base 305 to 1123 and encodes 272 amino acids.
AUAAUAUUUAAUAAAGGUUUUUACCAUAGAAUAAUAUAGGAAAUACUAAUGUAAAGUACUGACUGAGUCUUGACGUGACGGUAAGCAUAGCGUGUGUCACAGUCAAAACUGUCACUAUAUCUUUUUGUUAUUAAAUCGAGUCGUCGUAAGUAGCGGACGUUACAGUUUUCGCGAUUUUUUUUAUCCCGUGCUGAAAUAAACAGUGGCGAAUCUAGGCCAUGGCGACAUAUAUUCUAUUUUAUUCUCUGCCCCUACGUACUUGGUGAAAUAACUGCCAAGUGUUAACACAGAAAUCGUGCUCAAAAUGGAAAUUGUGAACAUUGAGGACGGUCAAGCCGACCAAGUAGCGGUAAUACGAAAGAAAAGUAUUUGGGCGAAAAUAAAUAACAGAACAACAUACAGUUAUUUAGUCAACAUUAUAAUUUCAAUAAUUUUGUUGACGUCUUUGGUGUUAGUCUUAUAUUUCUUUAAAGAAUAUUUAAAAACGAUUUUAUAUUGGGUUGAUGCUCAAGACCCAAGGAUUGUGUUCUUAUUGUUUAUGGGAUUAUUUUUAAUUGUUAGUUUUCCAGUGACUAUUGGCUAUUUAGUGCUCAUAAUAACUAGUGGAUAUUUAUUCGGUAUUCCGAAGGGUUUGUGUACCGUAGUAGUAAGCGCGAACUUCGGCGUUGCUGUAGCCCAUUUUACCUUGAAGAUGUUAAGAGGAUAUUUGCCUUUGGACCGGCUGUUGAAGUCAGAUACUGCAAGAGCCCUCCUCAAAGUUAUUGCAGGACCUCAGGCUUUCAAGAUAGUUUUUUUUGCCAGAUUAACGCCAAUACCAUUUGGUUUACAGAACACAAUAUUUGCUGUAAGCGACGUUCGUGGUUGUGGCUACCAUUGGGCUACAUUGCUGGGUUUGUUACCAGCGCAGGCCAUCAACGUAUACCUGGGUUCAACGCUACGGUCAAUGCAUGAUGUGCUACACGAGUCACACGUUACUGGAUACGUGGUCUUUGCAUUUCAGAUCCUCAUUGGAAUCACAUUAAUGGUGUGGGUGGUGCAGAAGGCUCGCAAGGAGCUGACGAUAGCCAUAAUGGCGGCUGAACUUGGGCGUGACACCCUAUCAACAAGCAGUUCAUCCAGCUAGCCCACGGCCCACACCUCGGGGCCAGAGAGCGCCGGUAGUAGCUAGGAGUGCGCCCCCGGGUGCUUGGCCCCGGGAGACACUUACGUGUGAACUGUGAUAUUAUGCUUAUGUCAGUGUUGGGAUCUCUUUGUGACGGUUACAAAUUAUCAUAAAGGUAUUAACAUUUUGACAAUUGUAAAUAUGUAAACUCGUAAUUGUAAGAUUCUGUCUUUGUCUAUCGAAUUUGUCUCACGGGUAAUAUUUGUGAAGUUUCACAAUAAUGUAAAAUAACUAGUGUAUACUCGUUAAAUACUAUGUUAAUAAUACGAAAGAUACCGCGGGCUGAGGGUUGGACACAGUCUUCAAUGUAUGUGUGAGCAUUUUCGCCAAUCUAUGAGGUAUAUGUGAUAUCUACGAAGAAAUGUCUUCACAACAAAUCUAAAUGAUAUUUUAUUAAACGGUAUUAAAUUGUGCUAACCUCGGUAUUGCCCUUUAUAUUGACAUUUGCUCAGAUAAAGUCAGUGUUUCUAUUAGUAUUUAUGGAAUGUCUCGCGUAGAAAGUUUGAUACUUGCUAGGUCAUUAUAUCGUGCUAGAGUUUUGUCUUGUUAUGAUAUGAAUAAGUUACACUUUGUAUGAUCCAAUUACGCUUUGGUUGUAUUCUAAAUAUUAAUGUAAAAAAAUCAAUUUAGAACUUUGCACGUUAUUGUCAUACAAUGUUCCUAUUUCCGUUUUAAUUUCAACUAAAAUUGCGUCACCGAACUAUUGAAUUAUUGUGGUUUAUUGUCGCUGUAAGAUAAUAUUGUACUCUGAUGUUAUAAAGAGGCUUGAUUGUUCGUUUGUUAUGGGCGCUAAAACACAUGGACCGAUUUGAAAAAAACUUUACACUCUCUCUGACAAACAUAGUAGCAUAUUUUCUAAAAAGUUUGGGAUUCGUAUGAAAACUUCGAUAAUAGAACAUAAGGUGUGAAAAGAUUACCUAUAUCGUGUACGCUGUGGAAACUAUUGACAAUAGAGUAAAGUGAUAUAAUACAGUUUUAAACGAAACAUCUAUAUCUAUGAAACAGUUUGCGAUACCAGGUCUAUUACAUAUUUAAUAAAAUAAAUAUCCAGCCCUUUGAAUCUAUGAAAUUAGGUAAAAACUCCUGUUUCAGGCUAUCGACAUAACUGUCGACUGUUUACAAGCCCUAACUGUGUUGUUCGUGGAAUUAAAUGCUUUUGGUGAAGGUUUGUGUUAGCUAUACGUUCGCUAAUUUGACCUCAACACGCUUAUAAAAUAUCGUAAACUCAUGAAGACUCGACUAAAUGGUGAGUCCCCUAACCAAAUUGUAUGCUAAUUAUACUGGUGUAGGAAAAUACUCGAGCAUUUUUGGCAGAUUUGUUCGAGAAGGGUACGAAGCAAUUUCCAAGUAUGUCGAAUGCCUUUUAGGUAGAAGCUUUAGGCUCUUAAAUAUUUCUUUCUCUAAAAAUUCUUCUGUUUUAUUCAUGUUAACCUCGUUAUUAUGAUCGCGAAGUUAUAAUUUAUCAAAUACAUUUCUCCCUUAUCAAAGCACGCGAGGUAGGCAUUCGUUAAUUUACAAACAUUUUGCGAUUUCACUGAUGUAAUAAUUUUUGUCACGAGAAUUCAUUGAAGCAUAUACAAGUAUGCCGUGAUUGUAUUGAAUACAUUUGUCGAUGAUUUGUCAUGGAAAAUAUGAAGAAGAUUAUAAUAACCGAAUUACGUGUUAUAUAUAGUAAAGAAAUUGAAUAUAUUUUGCUAAGCAACUAUUACGUGUUCAGUUCUAGAACAAAAUUCGAUCAACAGCAUUAUUUCACAGUCCUGUUACUUUGGAUAUAGUUGGGGAAGAGUGUCAAGAGAGUAUACCACUCCGCUGAUGUAAUAAUUGCUACGGUAGAAUUUAAUAGAUAACGUUCUUAUCUAUAAGAAUUAUUUACGAUUGGUGUUUUUGAUCUAAACCUUCGCCCUGGUAGAAAAGAUAAUCUAUCUUUGAUAACAUUUAAAAUGUAUGCGCUUAACUAUGCUUUUACGAGUUAAAUAAUGGUUAGUAUUAACCUAUGGUUACUCGAUUGUACAUUGUAACCUUUAGUAAAGUCAUGACAUUUAAAACCUUAACGCGCCAGGGUUGGAGUAAAUCACUGGGCCCAAGAAAACUAGGCCUGUAUUUUUAAUAGUGUGCCAUUAUGUAACAAACCUUGUAUCUUCUUAAGAAUUACCGAUUUUUAAACCAGUUACGAUAGCACGUAUUCCAUAUCAAACUGUUUACGUUUUGGUCCUUCGACGUAUUGAGUGAAACGCAAGACGAAGUUAGUUUAAAAAUUCAUCCAAGAUUAAUGAACUGCUUGUAGUUUUUGGAUUUGAGUUUUUACAUUGAGGCCUAUGGCUCUAGAAUUUUUCUGAUUUAUACCGAAUCCGGCUCUGCGUUGUUUAUUAUAAUCCGUGAUUUAGUUAGUAAAUGUCGAUAAAAAAUUCCGCGAGUUGUUUGUUUAAAUAUUUUUCUCUUUUUAUAUGAUUUGGAGUUGAUCCAAAUCGCAUACUGCGACACAAGAUAAAUAGGAUGAUGCGUAAGAAAAUUAUUUACUAACCACGGUCAGACGGAGUUAAAUUCGAUAUUCUCUAAAUGUAAUAUAACUUUUGAUAGCGCUGGUAAAAACACGCGUAUCUAGAGUUAUUUCGUAGGAAAUUUUAGUGUUAGGCGUUCUUGGUAAUCUGGAAGUUCCAAUAACAAAAAUAUCUAUAUUUUUAUAUACAAUUUCCAUAAACUUCUCUGAGUAGCCUUAGAAACCUUGAGAUCGUACGACACCAAAAUUAACAUUGAAGUCGGGUUUCCAUUUGCUAUCGGGAGUUACAGAGAACCAGCGCUGGGGUGGUUACGGCGCGUUCGCAAACACCCCGUGAUAGUUUUUUAUCAGUUGCAUGUCACAACUGAUAAAAAACUUCAGAGUUAAAAGUACUUCGUAAUCUUAUCCACUUAAAACACUUGUAGACAACUUUAUAUAUACAAGUAAUGUAUAGUAACUAUUUCUACUCAUUUGUUUAUCAACGAAAAUAACGAUGCUUAAAAAUAGCUUUAUAGUAAUUAUGAAACACAGAUACGAAUACCAUAAGUAUCAGAGCAAUCACCUAUACAUUAUCAUCGUGUUGAGUGCGCGGGCCAAUAUUUACGCGCGUUAUCACAGAUUAUCAACAAAGCUAAUUGUUCCACGAAGGUCGUAUAUCAAAAUUGCAAUACUUUUUUCUAAUGUUUUUUAUUUUCGUUAUACCUAUAUUUUUUUUAAUUCCUAAAAAUGCCUUUUUAAUUAAAUUGCGUUAGAAUUUAUUUAUUUACUUACUUUGUGUUUAAAAAAUAAUAUUUAAAAGGUAGAGAAAACUGGUUUGUUUGAAACCUGACAGUAAAGCUAAAAUUAAUCAAGUUAAUUUACUUGUACAAUACUCAUCAAUUUCAAAUUCCUAUUUUAGUUGAUUUUACUGAAUAUUUGAUAGUAGGUACUUACUUUUAAUAAAAAAUACAAUGGUAUGGUGACGCAAUGUAAUCUAAGAACAGCUUUUAUUGUGCUCAUUUAAAAUUGAAUAUAAAAUCACUGCCUUAAUUAAGUGUAUGCGUUUAAAUCUAAUCGAAAGUUAUCGUUUUAUUAUUUUAAGUGAACAAAAUUCAGUAUAUUGAUACACACGUUCUAGACGAAAGAGAGAUCAAUACUCUUUCAAAUCAGGAUACAAAAAUUAUGAGGACCACUUUAGACCCCAUAUAUGACAGUGUACAUUGUCAGUGAUUGUCACAGAAACUAUGUUUACUACAACUUUUAUAGUCUAAAUUAAUCCUCUUUUGUUUAUUACUCAAAAUAUAUUACAGCUUAAAUCCUUUAUAAGACACCUUUUAAAAUCACUAUUUAUUAAUUAUGAUGCUUGUCAUAUUAGGAUUAUGUCUACUCUCAAGUUAGUUAUUAAUUAUCCUGUAAAAAAUAUUUAUUCUUAUUCCUAAACAGUCUGUUCGGUGACAUCUAAUGUAAUUAAUGUGCAAAUGUAUAUUUAAGUAUCUGUAUUAAUAUGUAAUCAAAUAUAAAACCUCAGGUAUUUUCAUAGAUACAUUAUUAAGAAUAUGUUGUAAUUAAUAUUCAGUGCAAUAUUUUAUUGAAUAAAAUUGUAUUAUGUAAUAAAAAUAUUGAGACUAGAAUCUAUUGUUACAACUGAAUGUAUUUCUCAAACUUAACUGAUGUUGAUUGAAGUCAAUGCCCCUAUAAUAUGUAUUUUGAGAUUUAAAAAUUUAUUACUUCCUUAAUAUAUUCCUAAGACUGAUUUUUUAUUUUGGGUCCGAGCUACCAAGAUAGUUCUUAUCAUUUUAAAUAACAGCCACAAUGUACAGCGUUGUGGUUAUCUUACAAAACAUACUGAUUUCAAAUUUAUGCCCUAUUAAUUUGAGCUUCCUUUUAUUAGACCAAAUUUAUAUAUAUAUUUAAGUUUUCCUGAGAUAAAAGUCUGCUGUAUACAUUUGUAGACAACGACGCGUGCCAUAUGAAAAUAUUAAAAAGCGUUUAAUUAUAAAAUAUAAAAAUUAGUAAUUUAUCUUUGGUAUAAUAUUUAGUAAUUGGUGCCAAAAUUUGUUUUGGGUGGUGUUGAAAAUGCGUUCAUCAUUUUAAAAGUCUAGUUGUUUAUAUGGAAUGGUGUCUUGCUUUCUCCACACAUGUUCUGCUUAGAUUGUAUCUGGUUACUGAAUUAAAGCAUAUUGUGAACAGUCUUGCAGUAUUCUAAUACUAAAAUAUUUUCAUAUUACUUAUAAAUAUUGCAUGUAUUAUAGUAGAUAAAAUGUAAGUGAUAUGUAAUAAAAUAAGAAAAGUGAUGCUUGUAAAGCUAAAUAAAUAUGCUCACUCUUUUAUGGACGUAUUCUAUAUUUUGUAUUAAUACUUUAACUGUAGAAUUAUAUGUGCAUUUAUAUUGUAAACGAAUUUAUUUUGUGUUUAAA